AUGCGGCCGCAGCUGUUCCGUGCGGCCGCCCGGUCUCUCCGGGUUCCUAAGGUCACCCCCAGGACCUUCGCGACGACAACCCCUCGCGCGGCCGAGGUGGAACUCACAAUUGAUGGCAAGAAGGUGUCAGUAGAAGUAUGUUUCUCCGGUCGAGUCAUGUAUAUUGCUGUUGCUAACACCAGUUACCCAAGAAAACUUUUGGUUGCAGGAAACUGUCGUAUGUGUCUCGUCGAAGUCGAACGUGCCCCGAAGCCGGUCGCCUCCUGUGCUUGGCCAGUACAACCCGGUAUGGUGGUGAAGACCAAUUCGCCGCUGGUCCACAAGGCCCGAGAGGGUGUCAUGGAAUUCCUUCUCGCCAACCACCCCCUCGACUGCCCCGUUUGCGACCAGGGAGGAGAGUGUGAUCUCCAAGACCAGUCAAUGCGUUACGGUGCCGAUCGCGGUCGUUUCCAUGAGGCUGGGGGAAAGCGUGCUGUGGAGGAUAAGAACAUUGGCCCCCUUGUCAAGACCUCAAUGAACCGUUGUAUCCACUGCACUCGCUGUGUCCGAUUCAUGAACGACGUCGCCGGUGCUCCGGAACUGGGAACCGCCGGUCGCGGAAAUGACAUGCAGAUUGGUACCUACCUUGAGCAGAACCUUAACUCAGAACUCUCAGGCAACGUCAUCGACCUUUGCCCCGUCGGUGCGCUGACCUCUAAGCCUUACGCUUUCCGCGCUCGUCCUUGGGAGCUCAAGCACACCGAAUCGAUCGAUGUCCUUGACGCACUUGGCUCAAACAUUCGCAUCGAUAGCAGAGGGCUGGAAGUUAUGCGAGUUGUCCCACGAUUGAACGACGAUAUCAACGAGGAAUGGAUCAACGACAAGUCGCGAUUCGCUUGCGAUGGAUUGAAGACUCAGCGUCUUACAACACCGCUUAUUCGCCGGGAGGGCAACUUCGUUCCUGCUACUUGGGAACAGGCUCUCAUGGAGAUCUCCUCUGCCCAACAGAAGCUGCAGCCUCAGGUCAAUGAAUUCAAAGCUAUUGCCGGACAUCUGGUUGACGCUGAGUCGCUCGUCGCCAUGAAGGAUUUGGCCAACAAGCUUGGCUCUGAUAACCUUGCCCUCGAUCAGCCCGGUGGCAGCGCUCCCAUCGCUCACGGCAUUGAUGUCCGCUCCAACUACUUGUUCAACUCCAAGAUCUACGGAAUCGAGGAGGCAGAUGCAAUCCUUUUGGUUGCGACAAACCCUCGUCACGAGGCUGCGGUUCUUAACGCCCGUAUCCGCAAGCAGUACCUCAGAUCUGAUCUCGAGAUUGGCCUUGUCGGUGAGGAGUUUGAGAGCACCUUUGACUUCAACCACCUCGGUACCGAUGUCUCUUCGCUGAAGAGCGCUUUGUCCGGAGAAUUUGGCAAGAAGCUUGCCGCUGCCCAGCGACCAAUGAUUGUUGUUGGCAGCGCUGCUGCCGAACACCCUGACGCAAAGGCAAUCUUUGAGGCUGUGGGUGGUUUCGUUGAGAAGCAUGCCAACAACUUCAUUACCCCUGAAUGGCAAGGUUAUAAUGUCCUUCAGCGCGCCGCCUCUCGUGCCGCUGCCUACGAGGUUGGUUUCACCGCUCCAUCUACAGAGGUUGCUCAGACCACCCCCAAGAUGUUGUGGUUGCUUGGUGCGGAUGAAGUCUCCCAGAGUGAGAUCCCCAAGGACGCCUUUGUUGUCUACCAGGGACACCACGGUGACCGCGGUGCUCAACUUGCCGAUGUCGUUCUUCCUGGUGCUGCUUACACCGAGAAGUCUGGCACAUACAUCAACACUGAAGGUCGUGUGCAGGUCACCCGUGCUGCCACUUCUCUCCCCGGUGCCGCCCGUGAUGACUGGAAGAUCAUCCGUGCGGUUAGUGAAUUCCUCGGUGCUCCUUUGCCUUAUGAUGAUAUUGAGGCUCUCCGUGAUCGUAUGGAGGAAAUCAGCCCUGUCAUGCGUCGAUACGACGUUGUCGAGCCUACUUCAGUUGGAUCAUUGAGCAAGGUCCAGCUUGUGGACCAAAACAGGGGGUCCCCAGCCACUGGCGCACCCUUUAAGAAGGUGAUUGAGGACUUCUUCUUCACUGACGCUAUUUCCAGAAGCUCACCCACCAUGGCCCGCGCCUCCGCUGCCAAGGCUACUGGAAACCCUGAGACCAACUUCAUGGCCGCAGGAGAAAUGUCUCCCCAGGCUUUGUACGGCUAG
Molecule: messenger RNA, 2199 nt
Organism: Penicillium soppii
Lineage: Eukaryota; Fungi; Ascomycota; Eurotiomycetes; Eurotiales; Aspergillaceae
Product: putative NADH-ubiquinone oxidoreductase, subunit G
Exons: 5
Coding region: 1-2199 (732 amino acids)
Biological process (GO): ATP synthesis coupled electron transport
Cellular component (GO): membrane
Molecular function (GO): iron-sulfur cluster binding; NADH dehydrogenase (ubiquinone) activity
Source: RefSeq, a predicted model, not a curated record